Cylicostephanus goldi is the source of this 639-nucleotide messenger RNA. Lineage: Eukaryota; Metazoa; Nematoda; Chromadorea; Rhabditida; Strongylidae. The record is from the annotation of a GenBank genome assembly.
AAUUUCUUCUCGCGUGGUGAUCUCGAUUACCGUAAUCUUGUCCUUGAUGCCAACUCUGCCUCCUUAUUUGUCGGUGCCCGAGGACGAAUAUUCCGAUUAUGGGCUUACAAUGUGAACGAUACAUCGGAAAACUUGUUUGUGGAUCUGCGAGCUACAGUACCCCCGGCAGAGUUGUCGGAAUGUCGAGCGUUGGGAAAUUCGGCCGAAGAUUGUCAGCCGUCGACGAGAUUCAUGGCAUUGCAAGAUAAUAAAGAACGAUUAUAUGUUUGCUCAUCGGUCGGUAUGCGUCCGGAAAUUCGUGUGCUUGACGCGGUUACCCUCCGGGAUCGGCAGGAACCGCGCACGGAAAUAGGUAUCUGUGCUCCUGAUCCAUCAGUGAAUGCUACGGCCGUUAUUGUUGAGUGGGGUAACCCAAGCGAGUUACCAUCCGUUUAUUCGGGUAUCAGAACUGGAAUGGCUGGGGAGAAUCACCUGAUCUAUCGACCUGCACUGAUUGAGAAAGGAAAGGAAGUGUAUUCGAGCAUGAGGACUGUCUACACGGAUAAUCGAUGGUUGUACGGUAGGUAUACGAUCUCCAUCACAUUUUACAAUAGUUUUUGUCAAAAAUUUGAAAAAAAAAUGAUUGGGGUGGGUAACUAA